This is a messenger RNA of Nerophis lumbriciformis (worm pipefish), 2772 nucleotides long. Its product is annotated as arf-GAP with dual PH domain-containing protein 1-like. NCBI's taxonomy places the organism in Eukaryota, Metazoa, Chordata, Actinopteri, Syngnathiformes, Syngnathidae. The record is from RefSeq and is a predicted model, not a curated record. Gene Ontology annotation, cellular component: intracellular membrane-bounded organelle; cytoplasm; plasma membrane. Gene Ontology annotation, biological process: positive regulation of GTPase activity. Gene Ontology annotation, molecular function: phosphatidylinositol bisphosphate binding; phosphatidylinositol-3,4,5-trisphosphate binding; GTPase activator activity.
GAGAGCAUAUCCGGUUGACAGGUGAUGCUCUGUUUUUCAGACAGCGGAUGUGCUCUUGCGAGCCUCGUAUAAACUCGCCAUGGAACCGGAGGGAGACAACCGGCUCCUUCAAGACGUGCUGACAAGAGCGGACAACGAGACGUGCGCGGACUGCGGUAACCCAGAGCCGGACUGGGCAUCACUGACUCUGGGUGUGUUUGUUUGUCAGGCCUGCUCGCUUCUUCACCGCAGCAUCCCCCAUAUCAGCAGAGUCAAGUCGGUUCAAGACACGUGGGAUGCGAGUGACGUGGAGUUAAUGGCUGCAAUGGGAAACAAUGUAGCUAAGGCCAAAUAUGAGCAAAAGGUUCCUGCUUUCUACUACAGACCAAAACACACUGACUGCAAGCUUCUGAGAGAGCAGUGGAUCAGAGCCAAGUACGAGAGGAAUGAAUUUGAGUUCAUUGAGAAGCAGGAACCUUACUCCGCAGGAUACCGUGAAGGGUUUCUAUGGAAACGAGGAAGGGACAACGGUCAGUUCCUCAGCCGAAAGUUCAUCCUGUCCGAGAGGGAGGGGGCUCUCAAAUACUUCAACAAGCAUGAUGUGAGCACUAUUCGACUGGUAGUGAUAAACACAUGCAUGUUUUGUAGUAACACUUUUUACAGCGUCGUCUUGUCUAUGUUGCCCCCAUUCAAGGCCAGGGAUCCUAAGGCAGUUAUGAAAAUUGAAACCCUCAACGCUACCUUCCAACCAGCCAAGAUUGGCAACCCGUGCGGCCUGCAGAUCACCUACCUGAAAGACAACAGCACAAGGAACAUCUUUGUCUACCACAGUGAUGCUAAGGAAAUGGUAGACUGGUUCAAUGCAAUCCGAGCGGCCAGGUUCCACUAUCUACAAGUGGCCUACCCUGGAGCGAGUGAUGAAGAGCUGGUGCCCAAAUUGACCCGAAACUUCAUGAGGGAAGGUUUCAUGGAGAAAACAGGUCCAAAGCACACAGAGGGUUUCAAGAAGAGGUGGUUCACAAUGGACGACAGAAGACUGAUGUAUUUCAAAGACCCGCUGGACGCCUACGCCCGCGGCGAAGUAUUCAUCGGCAGUAAGGAGAACAGUUACACCGUCCUGCCUGGCCUGCCACCGACCAUUCAAGGUUACCACUGGAACCAUGGCAUCACCAUCGUCACGCCUGACAGGAAGUUCCUGUUUGCCUGCGAGACUGAGGCUGAGCAACGAGACUGGAUCGCGGCCUUUCAGAGGGUCAUCAAUCGCCCGAUGAGGCCGCAGGAAUACGCAGUGGAGGCUCAUUUCAAACACAAACCCUGAAGCCUUAGGGAAAGCACGACUCAGCUGGAGUGGCUCGGUCUCGUUCGGAGCCCCCAAGUGUGACCGCGGAUCUUCGUUUGGUGUGAUGGGUUGAGAGAAAGGUGUUUUUUCUUGACCACAAUGAAAAUAGACGCUGAAGAAUAAGAGUUAGUAGUGAAUCCAUUAUGAGGGACUGGAGGCUCUAAGGUGUGGAUGAUGUCAUCACUUCUGUGGCCAAUGUUGACAGCCACAUUAUUUUAUAAUGUGAUCAUCACACUGGUUGAUUCACCACAAUGCAAUGUUAAUUUAUUGAAUGUACAGUGUGUGUGUGUGUUUGUAUAUGUGUGCGUCUGUGACGUGCAGUGAGGUUCAUGACUGGUGAGCCGCUGACUCCUUUAAAGUUUUUAUUUAUUUAUUUAUUUAAAUAGUUUUGUGCUCUAAUUAAUUCUAAUAACAAGAAACGACGAGCCACCCUCCAACGCUCAUGUCACGGCGUGCGCCUCGACGUAUGACAUUUCCCUGCAGUUUGUUGUCCAAUUAGCAAGCAUAAUGAUGGAACACUUUCAUUAAAGGCUAUAGAAAGGCAUGGUGGACUGUACUGUAUAAUACGUCGGCUCACAUUGUAUUGGCCACAUGCUGACAGACAGAACACCUGCCAUACAACCCACUUUAUGAAGGAUUGCGCAAUCAGAGAGCUGGCUUGGCAUGCACUGCCUCAUCCUGCCCUGUAUGUAUUUGAUAGGGGGAAGUGCAAAUGUAAUGUUCAAAUAAAGAAAAUACAUGUAUAACAGUUCAAUGAACAAAUGUUGGUUUUAUGUUAUCAUUAGUCGUUAUUUACGAUUAUUUGACAGAGCCUUGCCUCCCUCUGUGCAGUAUGAAUUACUGAUAGUACUGUUAACCACAAUUAUGCAUUAAGAGCACGCCAACUUUCAGUGAUCAUUUGCUCUUAAUCCAGCUGCAGGUGGUUGAUAUUGAUAUGUGUAUCCAGACAGUUCCUCAAGCAUACUGUAUAUAUAUGACAGCUAUUGCCUUCUUUAUUUGUUCUGUUAAACUGUUGCUGUCAUUGUUAAAAAAAAAAAAAAAAUGUUAUCGCUGCUCCAAAAAAACUGUGAUGUAAUCGGACUGUCAUUUUCUGAGGGUUAGUCGUUUUGAUUUUUUUUUUUUAAGUUGUUGAUCAUUCAUCAUUGUUUGUUUGACUAUAAAAAGCCAAUACAGUUUCAUUUCUAUCUGUUGUGUCUUCUGUGUGCACUCUCUAUAUUUGAAUUAUCUUAGUUUAGUAAUUGCUGAGGCUAUGAUGUUCAGGAGAAGUGUGCUUUUGUCAAGUUGAUGGAUUUGGCUUAAAACAGCUACACGAAUGAGAAGAUAAAAACAUCACAAUAUCAUAAGACUAGUUCAUUAGUGCAGUAGCACCCAUUCUAGCAACAUGCUUGUUUCGCAACCACCUUGAGGGCAACGCACGUGUAUGGAAAAUAAAUUACAACUUGCUCAUUUCUCAA